This is a messenger RNA of Penaeus vannamei (Pacific white shrimp), 3994 nucleotides long. Its product is annotated as carbohydrate sulfotransferase 1. Gene Ontology annotation, biological process: sulfur compound metabolic process; N-acetylglucosamine metabolic process. Lineage: Eukaryota; Metazoa; Arthropoda; Malacostraca; Decapoda; Penaeidae. The record is from RefSeq and is a predicted model, not a curated record. Gene Ontology annotation, molecular function: N-acetylglucosamine 6-O-sulfotransferase activity.
GACGUGUCUUGAGAGGACAGUCAAAAAUUCUUAAGAUCGUUUUCAUCCGUUCGCAAAGAUUAGCCGUCGGAAAACGAGCCCGGACUUCGGGCAUUACGAGUGAGAAGGGGAGCCUCAUCCUGUGGCAGCAGGAGAAGAUGCUCUGGCCGUGAUAGGCGUUGUAAAAGAGAAAGCUUGACAGGCGUGCCGAGUGUAUCCUGCGGAUUCCCUCGAACUCGCCAUGGACCAAUCAGAUCUCCGCUUGGUGCCAACUGCGUUUUCAUUGGCCGCUCAUUAGGAAAACAUUCCCUGACCAAAGGUGCCCAAGAGAUAUCGCAAUGCUGUAAGUUUAGAGAAAACUGUGACGGACUGGAACAAGGAAGUGGCUUUUAAAGGACAACAAACACCAUUUAAACGAGCAUCAAGAACGAAGAUCGAACCCGAUUUGAGCGAAGUGGCGCCGUGACGCAAAUACCUGGUAGUCCUUGAGGUGAGCAACGGGACCGCAGGCUAAUACCGAGCGUGACGUGACCCGAGCUCGUUCUGCCCGAACAGCCUUCAGACAUGUGCUAGAUCGUGAGCGAGACACGAAGCAUUAGGGGAGAAAUAUAGACGUGCGUGUGUGUGUGCAGCUUUCAGGCGUCAUUUCAGGAGGAAACUCUUCGGGCGCUGUGAAACCGUUAUCUCCGUGUGCAAGAAAAUAACGAAGUUUACCCUCCCUGAAAUAACAUUUUCUAAUCAUAUCUCGCCUCUCUUUCAACGCGGCAUUUGCCUCCUUUGUCCUUUCUUGACCUCGAAACAUCAGUAGAAAGUUUCUUACAACCCAGUUCUCACGAUUCGAUUCCAAGACCACCAAUCUCCAAGCUCAAGAACACACGCCACAAAAGCUCAAAGGAAAUGCACGCUGACAGAAGUCCCGAACCAUAACGAACAAACUGCCUUCUCGGUCGCCUAAUAACCGAGGCGGCAAACAAGCUCUCCAAAGCACAAGCUCUUCGAGACACCCGGUCUGACUGGCCUUUCCCGACGCUCCGGCCGCAGUGCCUGGCCAUGCGUGCUGCUUGAAAGCGCUCUCGAAGAUGCUCUUCCUGACGAGGAUGCUGCGCAGGGUGCUUUUCGGUUCCCUUGCACCGAGGACUCGCCAGACUGUGAGGACGGCUGUGAUCGCUCUCGUCUCCGCUCUCGCCUUGGUGGCUAUCUUCCAUUUAGCCAAACUUGCUGAGCAUCCUGUAGCACAGAAGGAAUCAACUGCGACGCUGGAUGUAGGCAUAUCCGAAUCACAAAUACAAGUCGAGAAAGUGUAUAAGUCGACAGCAGGGAAGGCAGUUAAGAAGCAAGGUGCUGGCGGGGACGAGCGCGGAGGCGACGGCCUCGAGCAGCCCGCCGUGCCCGUGGCCCACAUGAACCUGGCCCACAGUCCGGUGCAGGACAUGCUGGCCCGGGCCCGCAACCGGGCCGGCGGCGCCAUGCACCCUCUGCUGGGCGUCCCGAUGUCGCCGGAGAUCGAAGAGUGGGAGAUCAAGCGCCUGAACCGCCUCGACAGGUCGCGCGCGCGCCCCGCCAACGCCACGGAGAUCAAGCGGACGCUGAGCCUCGUGCAGACGCGCGUCGACACCGACCGCAAGGCGCUGGUGAGCAAGGACCUCCGGCUGUGGGCCCCCGGCGAGGCGCCCCUCCGGAUCCUGCUGGUGACGACGUGGCGCUCCGGCUCCACCUUCCUGGGCCAGGUGCUGGCUCACCACCCCGCCGUCUUCCAGCACUACGAGCCCCUCAGCCCGCAGGGCAUCAAGCAGAUCCGGUCGGGGCGCGAGGCCAUCCAGGCCCAGCAGUUGCUGCACCGCCUGCUCGACUGCCGCUACGAGGGCAUGGCCGACUACCUGAACUACACGCGCGCACACCCCGAGGACAUGCUGGGCCACAACAAGAUCGUGUGGGACUCCUGCCGCCACGGCCCCAAUACCAACGCCUGCUACAACGCCACCUUCCUGACGCAGGCGUGCCAGAUGUUCCCCAUCCAGCUGGUGAAGACCGUCCGCCUGCGCCUCAACCUCACGCAGCUCUUCCUGAACGACGAGAGGAUGAACCUGAAGGUGGUGUUCCUCGUCCGGGACCCUCGAGCGACCAUGAGCUCAAGGUACUCCUCGGUGUCCUGGUGCACGGAUAAGCCCGACUGCUCCUCGCCCGAGGUCCUGUGCUCAGACUUGGAGGGCGACCUCAAGGUGGCCACGGCGCUGCGCCAGCUGUACCCCGACAGCUUCACGAUGCUCAAGUACGAGGACCUGGCGUCGGAUCCCCAGGAAGAAAUCCACAAGCUGAUGGACUUCCUGGGGCUGGAGUUCUCGCCCGAGAUCGCCCAGUACGUCAAGGAAACCACGGAGAAGGACGACAACUCCCCCUGGAGCACCAAGCGCAAGUCGUCGGACCGGAUCUCCCUGUGGAAGAAGCAGCUCCCCCUGCAGGAGAUCCACACCAUCCAGAACGCCUGCGAGUCGGUGAUCAAGACCCUCGGCUACGAGAUGGCCGGGCAGUGACUGGCGCGGGACUCGGACGCGGAGACGCCUGCCAAACAUGAAAUCUCGAACAGUCACAGGGAAUCUCAGGAUGGAGAGGGGGCCGCCGGCACCUCGUAAGCACCUCCUGACGAAGCAUUGUUCUUCCUGGACAAUCUCUGCCACACUCAGGGCACCUUAACCGCUACUUGACUCGUCCGCGCAAGAUGAGGCAAGCUGGACGGUUUGCCAAGCGGACUCUCGUGUGUUAUACUAAGGGGAAGUGAUUUUGUUAAAGUGAAUAUUUACUUUCUUUUUCUCUCUAUACUACAGCCGUGAAAAAAUGUCGAAAAUGUCAGAUUUCCACUUGAAGUGAAACACCUUUUGAGUUUGUGCAAAUUCUUAUUCAGAUCUUGAUUGUUAUGCAGAACCGGUAGAUUAAUUGUAUACUUUCAUUUAUUGAGUAUGCAAAAUGAUUCAUCAGAGUCAUCAGUGAUGUUCAAGUUAUGUUCAAGAAAAUUAAAAGUAUAUCUACAUAUAUACAUACUUUCUUACAUACAUACUUACAUACACACAAUAAACCCAUACACCGUAAAGGACAAGAUACCCACACCCGAAUCAGGUUUGUCAAGAGAGCUUUGACAAACAACAAGCAGAGUUUCUGGUCAAAGUCUCCAGCAGAAGGAACUAGUCACAGGUCAACGUCGGUUCACAUCGCUAAGAUUCCGCAAUCAUUAAUCAAGAACGAGCUUUAUCCAUCCAUUCACGGCAUACUGUAGUGCAAAUAUUACUGUAAUGAAGGAUAGCUGUUGAUCUUUUUUUUUUUUUUUUUUUUUGAUCUUCCCUUUUUCAUAGAUCUUUUAUUAUCUUUUUUUUUUAUCCUCCCUUUUUCAAUGGAAAGGAAAUUUUUGGUAUAACACUUUCGUGAUAAGAAUGAUAUCAAUGAUGUUUUUUUUCAGGAUGGCUGAAUGUUUAUCUCAAUUAAGUUUAAUCUAUAAAUGUGAUAUACUGAAAAAAAUAAUCAACAUGUAUAGCUUUUAGAUUAGGUAUUGUUUAGUGCUAGUAUUACGUCUGUCUAUUAUAACAUAAGCGAUUCCUUUCUGGUUCAAACUCUUGAGAGAAAAUCUUUAGAAAAUGGCAAGGAAAAAUGUGUACUAUUGAUUAUGCAAACGCGUUAUAUAUAUAUAUUUUGUAUUAAUUAGUGAUAUGAAGGUAUGGAAGAUGCAUAAAAAGAGCAUGGUUGUGUGAAUCAUGAUGAAAAUAUGUUUUUUUUUUUUGGACUUUCAUGGAGGUUUUCUAAAUUCUGUAAAGUUGGCAAAAUCAUUGAAUGUUUACUCUAUUUUUUAUCAAGCUUCAUUUCUGUUAUGGUCCUGUUUCUUCAUGCGAGUGUCGGGUGUAUGUAAAUGUUGUAAAGUUAGCGUAUAGACUGUUUCAAAGGACUUACUCUUUCCUGUUUGUAAUGCUGGAGAACUAUUUUUUGUACUUAUCAAGUUGAUUUUGUUGAUAGAAAUAAAAUUUGUGAAAUA